Amoebophrya sp. A25 is the source of this 390-nucleotide messenger RNA. The record is from the annotation of a GenBank genome assembly. NCBI's taxonomy places the organism in Eukaryota, Dinophyceae, Syndiniales, Amoebophryaceae.
AUGGCAGAGUCAACUGCAGCGACAGACUUCACAAAUGCCUCAAUUGCUUUUAUCAGUCGGCAUGCGGCGACGCGCGAUGUCGAAAGUUCGGAGGCCCUGCGGGCUAUUGCCAUGAAGAAGAAUGGGAAGAAGAACGGGGAGGCCGAUGACGGUCGUGGGUUUCGGCUACUGCGCCGCCAGCACCAUGCAACGAUCGGUAGUGGAAGGAACACCAGGCUCUGCGGUUGGCAGUACAUUAUCCGUCACAGAGACGACGAUAUCAUUCAAGCCGUCAGAGACGCAGUCGCACCGCAGCUCCACCAGCAGCAAAACACGAACAUGUACUACGAUGCGUAUGACAAAAAGGGCAGGGACGCUUCUGAAAAAAAGGGACCAUCUAACACUCCAAAG